ACUGAUUGCACUUACAUAGCUAUUGUGUGUCCAAUCGCAAAUGAACUUUUAUAUAUAUACAUACCUGUAUAUCAAUAGGAAACAUUACCAUUCCCUCAAUGUACAGAUGAUAUUUGAUGAACAUUUGAAAAUAAUGAACGUAAACAGUCGGUUUCCUGGCAGCACCCAUGAUAGUUUUAUAUGGAGUCAGUCACGAAUCGAGGAAUUUCUGAGAAUGUUGUCUGAAGAAUAUAUGGGCAGCCUCUAUUAAUUUGCUAGGUGACUCUGGAUACCCUCUACGCCCCUGGUUGAUAACCCCUUACCUGCCAGAACCCCUCAAGGCACUCCAGAAUCAAAGUUCAAUAAAAAAAUGAAGCAAAUCCGGGUUUCUGUAGAACAAUGCUUUGGAUUAUUAACAAACAGAUUUAGGUGUCUACUAAAAGACAGAGUUUUACAUUAUGCACCAGAAACUUGUGCAAAAAUCGUACACAGUUGUGCAGUUUUGCACAACUUAUGCUUAGAAAACAAUAUUCCAUUAUACAAUGAUCAGGAAGAUGUAGGUAGGUGAUGGUGACAACUUCAAGUGACGCCUUGUCAGAAGAGAGGAGCAACUUGCCACAUAAUAAUUUUUUGGAGAGGGGUCGACCCAAACGAAAUUUCCUAGCGAGAAAUAAUUUUUGAAAUAAAUUAAUGGAUACAUUAUAGUAUAUUUAUCACAAUAAAAGAGUA
Acanthoscelides obtectus is the source of this 708-nucleotide messenger RNA. The record is from the annotation of a GenBank genome assembly. Lineage: Eukaryota; Metazoa; Arthropoda; Insecta; Coleoptera; Chrysomelidae.